GCAGUUUUUCUCCCAACCAACGGCCGCAUCCGUGUCAUAAGCAGGGUUUACGUCCUUCCCCGCCCAAUGGGCGCGGGUCUGUGUCAGCAGCGGGCCAAUCCCAAUUAAUCAGUGAGUGACAGCUGCCCAAUGGCGACCCCCGGCUUUCCAAGCCUGUGAAAGAGGGGGUGGCUAUAGCUCCGCCGUUGCCUGAGGAAUGUCAACUAUUCAACAUGGAGACGGCGGUUACCAGGCUUGAGACCAUGUUCCAGAAGGCAGAAUCUGAUCUGGAUUACAUUCAACACAAAUUGGAGUUUGAAAUAAUGAAAAACCUUCCUGAUAAUCCAUCAGCAGAGGAAAAUCCAGUGACUCUCUUAGAGAAACUCUCAGUAGUGAAGUCACGUUAUAAAAUGUUAUGUGCGCAGCUGGAAGAAAUUUCCAAAGAGCAAAGAGAGUCUAUGAGCUGUAUUCAUGCUACUCUAGAAAACACUAUGAAGAUGGUGCAGGCACUACAGCGACAUGCUGAUCUUGAGCUUUCACCUCUGUCUGAAGAAGAGCAGACUGCAGCACAACAAUUAGCAUGUAAAACUGUUAAAAGAACAGAUCCACCACUGGAAGAGCCACUGUGUUCAGUGUCUACAGUUCCUAUUCCAGAUGGGGAACCACAGUUCAAACCCGUGACUAAGGAGAUGUUCAUGGCUGUACCAAGGAUUAUCAGAAGUACUGUUAAAUUAGUGGACCUGAACAGCUUUUACAGGGAAUUAUUUAACUACUUUGUUCUAAAUGGGAACAGAACAGCAUUGAGUGUUGCACAGAUGAACAAGAUGAAUAUGAAAGCCACCAAUUCCAGGCUACAAAUCCUGAAAGAACUUUCCAUUGUAGAAAUUGACAAACAAGGAAAUGCUAAGUUAACUGUGUAAAUUUAAGCCUAAAUGAACUAAUCAUAUUUUGAUAGAAGGAAUUUGGGUGCAGCUCCUGGCGUAUUGGAAGACAAAUAGUUCUCUGUUUAUAAAAAUGAUACAUAUUGUGAAAAUUUGUUGUUAAUGUGACUGUAUUAGGAUUCUCUUUGUAAUACCAAAUUGUGAAUUAAAAAGCAUAUAAAAAGUUUUCUAAAUUACUUUUGUUUUUAAGAUUUGUAGGACAUAGUGGACAGAAUCACAUUUUUAACUCCAUGUUUCAGUACUUGUUUUCCUGCGUGGGUAUUAAUGGCAUCUCACCAACAUUUUUUACUUGUACUUGGAUUCCUGAGUAAGUGAUAUGAAAGCCAAGUAGGCUAUGAAAGUUUUACUACUUUAUAGGUCACAGUUCAGGGCAACUGGCCAUGUAUUCCCCAUCAGUGGCCCAGCAAGGGCACCCACUUUUAGGCUUCUGGUUCGUCAGCUAUUACCUGUCCUGGAUGGAGAGACACAUCUCACUUCCUCCUGACCAGGAUAUUUCCAGGCUGCACAGUUCCCUGCCUACACUGUGAAUUCCCCCACAAGACCAACAGCCUAAGCAGGUUUGCUUUCCCUUCUUUUCAGAGAUUGAGCCCUUUGGUUCCUCUUUGACAUAGGACUAUAUGCAACUCCCAUUUAGGUCAAUGGGAAUCUUUCAGUUGACAUUAAUGGAAGCUGGAUUGGACCCAUAGUCACUAUUAAAAGAUGAUUAAUUCUUGGCAUGUUUUGUCUGGUGUAUCGAAGUCACAGGACCAAGGCAUAAUUUCUGGAAACAUUUAGAGCAUUUACAUCUAUAAUUCCUUGUGGCAAGUUUUACUAUCUAAACUUCAGACUUAAUGUUUUUAAAUAGAUGUAGUGGAUUACUUGCACACCAACUGUUCAUAAUUGGUAGAUUUUGUUUUUAAAACAAAAAGCUUCCUGAGGAAUGCUAGUCUGUUUUGUAAUAACAUUUUUUGUUCACCAAUGUAUUUUUAGGCAUCUUGCAAAAAUGCAGUGCAGUUAAAACUACAGUAGAACCUGAGAGUUACGAACCCCCACAAAUAGAGGUUGUU
Mauremys mutica (yellowpond turtle) is the source of this 1966-nucleotide messenger RNA. RefSeq names its product spindle and kinetochore associated complex subunit 2 (gene SKA2). Gene Ontology annotation, molecular function: microtubule binding. The record is from RefSeq and is a predicted model, not a curated record. NCBI's taxonomy places the organism in Eukaryota, Metazoa, Chordata, Testudines, Geoemydidae. Gene Ontology annotation, cellular component: spindle microtubule; outer kinetochore. The transcript is spliced from 7 exons. Bases 213 to 899 code for a protein of 228 amino acids. Gene Ontology annotation, biological process: cell division; chromosome segregation; mitotic cell cycle.